GAUAGGUACGAGGAAGAGAAAAAAGAUGCCGGAAAGAAUAUGAUGAGCUUGAGGAAGAAGAAGCUGGAGAAGUUCCUCAAGCUGAAGGAGAAGAAUCAGAAGAAAAUGAAGGCACAGAAACUGAUCAACAAGAAGAAGCGAACUGAGCUGCGACUACGCACAUUGCGGUACGAGAAGGAGUACGAAGAGGAACGGAAGAAAAUCAUGCAACUUAAGAGAGAGGCAAGGAAAAACAACUGCUUCUACAGAGAAGCAGAAAAGAAAGUCGUUUUUGUAAUCAGACUCAAGGGAGUAAAUAAACUCUCCCCAAAAGUCCGAAGCGUUUUUCGUCUUUUAAGACUCCUUCAAAUACACAACGGAGUUUUCGUAAAAGUCAACAAGGCCACUAAGGAAAUGCUAAAAAUCGUGGAGCCAUUUGUUACCUAUGGAUACCCAACCAUUUCAACCGUCAGGAAGUUAGUGUAUAAAAGGGGUUACAUUAAAAUAGGAAAAGUCAGAAGAUAUGCCAGAAAAAAAAUUCAAGAUAACCAAGAUAUUUCAAAGUAUUUAGGAAGGUAUAAUGUACAUGGAGUUGAGGAUAUGAUUCACCAGCUUUAUACAUGUGGACCUGCUUUCAAAAAAGUAAAUAAUUUUCUGUGGGCUUUUAAGCUGAAGCCUCCCAAGAAGGGUUUCAAAGCCAAGAGACACGCAUUCAAUGAACCCAGGCCAGGUGAUUGGGGAAACAGGGAGACGCACAUAAAUGAGUUAAUCAAGCGGAUGAUCUAG
Plasmodium cynomolgi strain B is the source of this 765-nucleotide messenger RNA. Its product is annotated as 60S ribosomal protein L7. Gene Ontology annotation, molecular function: RNA binding; structural constituent of ribosome. Lineage: Eukaryota; Apicomplexa; Aconoidasida; Haemosporida; Plasmodiidae. The record is from RefSeq and is a predicted model, not a curated record. Gene Ontology annotation, biological process: maturation of LSU-rRNA from tricistronic rRNA transcript (SSU-rRNA, 5.8S rRNA, LSU-rRNA). The transcript has 2 exons. Gene Ontology annotation, cellular component: cytosolic large ribosomal subunit. The annotation marks the transcript as partial.